Messenger RNA from Gadus macrocephalus (Pacific cod), 2248 nucleotides. It is a transcript of the gene pigw, whose product is annotated as phosphatidylinositol glycan anchor biosynthesis, class W. The transcript has 2 exons. Gene Ontology annotation, molecular function: glucosaminyl-phosphatidylinositol O-acyltransferase activity. Gene Ontology annotation, biological process: protein localization to plasma membrane; GPI anchor biosynthetic process. NCBI's taxonomy places the organism in Eukaryota, Metazoa, Chordata, Actinopteri, Gadiformes, Gadidae. The coding region runs from base 408 to 1904 and encodes 498 amino acids. The record is from RefSeq and is a predicted model, not a curated record. Gene Ontology annotation, cellular component: membrane; endoplasmic reticulum.
UUAAUACAACAUUAAAAGCGAGCUAAUGAUCUUCGAUUGCCUCAUUGCUUAUGUGUUUGUAGGUACGCCAAAAUAUUUUAAUAUGGGGAAGAUCUUUAUUUGUUUCCACUUCACAAACUGCAUAUUACUUAAUAGAGUAUCUUAGUUUUAGUAAAGGGGGAUAAUUUACAGUACCUGAGGUUUUGAAUAAAUGUAUGUACGUCAUCGACUUCAUGUACUACAUGAAUGGAAGCUCUCGCGAGUCCGUGAUCAAGUGAACGCAUGUCCACAACAGAUUCAACAAACCCGGAAAUGUGUUCCACAACAUUGUCCAAGAGAUAUCAACUUUAGCGUCGCUGUGAUAUAGUGCUUCCAAAGACGAUACCUUCAAUAAACCGGGUCGGUUUUCCAUAAAAUAACAUAUCGCAAUGUCUCAACGGGAACUGAAGGAGGCGUUUAUCAGCAACCUCAACGGGACCAGUCUGGGAGAAGUGGCAUUGGGCUCAUUCCUUACCCCGUUGUGCUUUAUCAACAGAGGACUCGUCUGGAUUUUGUAUUAUCAGGCAAAAGGAACUGUCCCUUUGCCGUUUCCAUGGAUUUCUCACUUUGUACUAGACUUUUGCAUGAUUGUAGCUCCACUUGUACUGUCAUGCACCAUGUUAAGUGACAUUCUGCACUUGGUCAUCCUGGCUUUGGCCUUGGUGUCAGGGGCUUUCCAGUGGUAUGUCUACCACGCCAAGGGCAAUCCUGCUGCCGUGCAUCCACAAACCGUCACCAGCAAGAACUUCCUCAAGAGCCACGUUCAGUCCGGCCGGGUUCCCAUGGUUACUGUCUUUAGGGUUCUUGUGAACAUUAAAACUGCUAUAAGCAUUUUAGCCGUGGAUUUUAAUGUGUUCCCAAGGAGAUAUGCUAAAACUGAAUUGUACGGUACAGGGGUCAUGGACUUUGGCGUAGGGGCAUACGUCUUUGCGAAUGCCCUUGUUUCUCCAGAGGCCCGGGGUAGGACCAUAGUUGGAUCAAAGAUGAAUCACAUCGCCAAGCAGUUGAUGACUGUUUGGCCCCUCCUAGUCCUCGGUUUGAUAAGACUAGCCAGUGUCAAAAUGACCGGAUAUCAUGAGCAUGUGACAGAGUAUGGGGUUCAUUGGAAUUUCUUCUUCACCCUAGCCAUAGUUCGAGUCGUGGCGUCCUUGCUCUUGGCUCUCUUUCCAGUUGGUCACUCUUGGAUCUUUGCCGUCCUGCUGAGUGGUCUCUACCAGUCGGCUCUCGAGACAACAGGUCUGAAAUCCUUUCUGCUCCACAACAAUGACAGGACCGUCGACUUUGUGCACGCCAACAAAGAGGGCCUGUUUUCCGUCCCGGGCUACAUCGCGAUAUACAUGGCGGGAGUUCAAGUCGGCCUCUAUCUCAUGAAGCCAAGGACCUUGGUGAGGGACUAUUUCAGAGUGAUUUUUAACUUCCUGUGGGGAAGUGGUGUGCUGUAUGCCGGUUUGUUCCUCUGCCAGGCGACCGUUGAGCCAGUGUCCCGGCGGUUGGCAAACUUGUCUUUCUGCCUCUGGAUUGUGGCUCAGUGUACGUUCUUCCUUGCGUGCCUGGCCUUGGGCGAUAUGGCAUUACUAAUGCUUCAGAGGAAAUCACACUGCUACCUGGUGCCGUCGGCAUGGAACCCACACGAAAAGGACAAAGAUUCAGUCGCAGAGGGAAAGAGGAGGAGUAUGGAUAGGUUUUGUCUCUAUCAGGCGAUAAACCGGAAUCAGUUGUUGUUUUUCUUGAUCGCAAAUGUAACGACCGGCUUGACUAACAUUUUGGUGGACACGUUUAGCACCAGUGAUUAUGUCUCGGUGUCUGUCUUGCUGGCCUAUAUGUUUAUUAACUGUGGUGCUGUACAUAUUCUACAUUUGUUUAAAAUAACUGUAAAAUUCUGGUGAUUUUCCUUUGGUAACUUAUUCUCCACUUUGAUGAACCAAAAUAUGUGGCUGGGGCUGCAAUACUAUAUAUGUUAUUAUACAUGUUUUUUUGCAAAUGGUUUAACAAAGCGUGUGCGUGUGCGUGUGUGUGUGAGAGAGAUAUCAAGGGACAAAUGUAGCAUAUUCAUUAAAGCUACACUUACAAGCUAUUGUAACUGGAUUUGCACUGGAUAAUCAGUUUUCAUUUUGUAAAUUCGUAUUUUUUAAAUGUUGGUUAGCCUUUAUAGCAUGAUGUACUUGGAUAUCUAUUGGGAUUAUGCAUUGUGUUGAAUGAACAGUAAAUAAAGUCUUUAUUUAAAAUGAAA